AAUAAAUAUCAUUGUUAAGAAUCCAUGCAGCUAAGAAGUCCGUGCGUGAAGACAUCUGUUAAGUAGUUCGCUGAUAUCCGACAGUGCCCCGUACCUGCUUCGACGCCAGUUGAAAAUCUACUAAAAUCAUGAGCGCCAGCGAACAGUUUAUCCAGGCCAUUCAAACUGGGGAUUUAGUUUAUGUGGAGAAACAUCUGAGAAGACCGGGAACUGAAAUCAACGCUGAGGUGAGACACGGGCGAAAUGCACUCCAUUACGCCGCUGAUGCAGGAAAGGUUCCCAUUGUUAGAUUUCUGUUAGAAAACAUGGCUAUCAUUGAUUACCAAGACCUCGAUGGUAUGACUCCACUUAUGGCCGCAGUUGAUAAAGAUCAUCUUCCCACUGCGGCUUUCCUUCUGAAAGAGGGAGCAGACCCAACUAUAGAAGAUGAAACAGGAAAAACAGCUUUUGAUAUCGCGAAGGAAAAGAAUUUUACGAAGAUCCAGCUUCUCUUAGAAGAAUACAAGAAGUAAAUACGUUCAAGUUGUUAAAAAAAAAUUCCUCAAAUGAAGUUCGCUCAACUUUAAAUUGUUGCUGAUGUUCUUAUUCUUUGUAUGCAAGUAACUUUGUUUGUGAUGUGUAAUUAACAAAUAGAUUCCACGAUGCCUUGCGUCUCUUCAGUUCUAAAAAAAAUGGUGACGUCAAAAUUAAACGUGGUGAGAACACAAAAGUGGCCCACGAGGCCAACCUCGUUCCCAGGGCCUUUGCCCUAAGUUGGGGGUGGGGCACUGGGGAUGAGGUUGCCACGAGGCGCAGCAGAAUGUGUCACUGACGUUGUUACCACAUUUUGAUGUAUUCUGCGAUCUUUUACUGAGCAGACCCACAUCAACAUGCAAUCUCCUUGUUUUAUAUAAUAAAAAAAUGAAACAUUUGUUUAGUA
Stylophora pistillata is the source of this 919-nucleotide messenger RNA. Its product is annotated as myotrophin homolog. Gene Ontology annotation, biological process: protein K6-linked ubiquitination. NCBI's taxonomy places the organism in Eukaryota, Metazoa, Cnidaria, Anthozoa, Scleractinia, Pocilloporidae. Gene Ontology annotation, molecular function: ubiquitin-protein transferase activity; protein binding. Gene Ontology annotation, cellular component: BRCA1-BARD1 complex; BRCA1-A complex. The record is from RefSeq and is a predicted model, not a curated record.